This is a messenger RNA of Amoebophrya sp. A120, 1090 nucleotides long. The record is from the annotation of a GenBank genome assembly. NCBI's taxonomy places the organism in Eukaryota, Dinophyceae, Syndiniales, Amoebophryaceae.
AGAGAAUCUGUGCGAAAAUAAAUGCAUGUAGAUCGAGCGGCUAAAAAAAAGCCGAAGCGAAAGCUUAGCUGAACAGCAAAAUUGCGUCAUGUCGCCUGCAUUGUCCUCUUCGCCAUCCGACAUCAAUGGCAGUAGGACCACCCAGCUUGUCCAAGCGGAUCGGCAUCCGUGCUUUUUGCGCUAUUGAAAUUUUGAGCCAAGCCCAAUUCAAAACAGUACGUUGAGUUCGUCAUGCCUAUUGGAGGUGAGCUGUCCUCUCGUUUGCGAAACCAGAAGCAGUUUUCCACUUAUUUUUGCACACUUUUUCUCCUGGCCCGCAUCGCCUCAGCUCAUUCUGCUGCGAUGUAUGAGACACAGUACGUAGAUGUCAUGCUGGUUUGACUCCAGAGUUUUUUCCAUACUUCGCGCUCGCGGUGGCUGUGAUGCUGCAGGCAGAGUUGGUGCUGGAAACGAAGUUGCUGCCACCGCAUUUUGCUGACAAAAUCGGAUCAUCCGCUAGUACUAGCACGGGGGAAGGUAGCAGCGGAAGCGAGAUCUUGGGUGUCCUCACACGAAAUAAUCCGCAAGGUGCUCAUCACGCUUCCCCGGCCCCGCCCGGUGAAGUAGAUCAUAAGGGUUCUGCAAUGGUGAAGGACGGACGUUCUUCAACGCUUCCCCUACAGGAGUCGACGCAGAAGCAAGAAACAAGUCAGGAAGAUGCAGAGGAGAAUGUGUCGUUUUCUCUCUUGCAAAAGUGGUUUCCGCAAGCCGUCGCGCCGUGGAAAACGUGUAUUCGGUCGGAACGUCUGCGGAACCACGGGGGAAUCACGAUCGAGGCGAUUCCGAAACUCAGCCUGGCGCUCCGCGCUGUGGACUGGGAACGGGAGCUUUUGUUCGGGGGCGAAGAGGGGCAGAAUCAAGUUCGAAAUGUUCACGAUGAUCGUGUUGGAGGUCGGCACUUGACGAGCGUCGAUGCAAUGGGCGGACUAAAGGCCUCCGGAGGUGGUGGUGGUUCUAUGGUUGGAUUAGGAGAAACUACUACACGACCACGAGCAGAAAAAGAAGUGGCUUCGCAAGACGAUGGGACAGGAGACGAAAAAGUACAUGAAGC